Messenger RNA from Teleopsis dalmanni, 3041 nucleotides. RefSeq names its product protein EFR3 homolog cmp44E (gene stmA). NCBI's taxonomy places the organism in Eukaryota, Metazoa, Arthropoda, Insecta, Diptera, Diopsidae. The transcript is spliced from 8 exons. Gene Ontology annotation, biological process: protein localization to plasma membrane. Gene Ontology annotation, cellular component: plasma membrane. The record is from RefSeq and is a predicted model, not a curated record. The coding region runs from base 431 to 2890 and encodes 819 amino acids.
AAAUAACACAAAUAAAAAUAAAAGCUCGACAACGGCGAUGCUAUUUUAAGUUCGCACCUACAGCGGAGGGUGUGCGGAGUGGCGGGCUACAACAGUUACACACUUUCAGAAAUCAGAAAUCAGCUGAGUAGAUAACUUGUAAAGCUGCUGAUUUUGAGUCUGCAAUCCUCCCUCCCCUGCGCCCACUACCAUUCCACAAAUUAAAUCACCAAUUGUUUGCUUCCCUGCAAAACGAAGCAAGUGGAAGAAGAAAGAGAAAGUAAAAUAUAUAGAAAACUGCGUAAACGAGUUCAAGGUUGAAAUUGCACAUUUCAAAAGAGCGGGAAAGCGGACGGAAACGGAUAUCUAAACACCGCAACUAAACUGAAAAGCUGACAAACUGACAAACUGACAAACUGGCACCAUUCGAAAUCAACGCAAACGUAAGAGAAUGGCUUUGAUUCGUUGCUGCUUUGAGCCAGUGGAGCUACCGGAAUUCUUUGAUACGUUCAUACAAAAGUGCACGGAUCCGACAUGUUGCUGCGGGUGUUGUUCUGCACUGCGUCCGCGCUAUAAGCGCCUGGUUGACAACAUAUUCCCAAUAAAUCCCGAAGAUGGACUUGUCAAAUCGAAUAUGGAAAAGCUUACGUUUUACUCGCUUAGCUCACCAGAUAAACUGGAUCGAAUUGGCGAGUAUUUGUACCAGAAAGCAACAAAGGAUAUCAAUCGCAAACGUUACAAGUUUGUAGAGAUUGCAAUGGAAGCGAUGGACUUACUGCUGCAGGCGUGCCAUGCACAAACCUUAAACUUAUUUGUUGAAUCAUUUUUACGCAUGGUGCAAAAAUUGCUGGAGGACUCAAAUCCUAAUUUACAGAUAAUGGCCACUAACUCGUUUGUUAAAUUUGCGAAUAUAAAUGAGGACACGCCAUCCUACCAUCGGCGGUAUGAUUUCUUUGUUUCCAAGUUCUCUUCCAUGUGUCACGGCAAUCAUGAUAACGUGGAAUUGCGUGAUAAUAUACGUUUGGCUGGCAUUAAAGGUCUUCAGGGUGUCAUACGUAAAACUGUAUCUGAUGAUUUGGUUGAGAACAUUUGGGAAAAACAGCAUAUGGAAAAAAUUGUACCAUCUUUACUCUUUAACAUGCAGUCUGGCGAUUUAACACCGGUUGAGGAUGCUACAAAUGUUACUCCACCGAUAUUGGCUGAAGAGGUGCUGAGGGAACUUGUGGGACGAGCUUCAUAUGGACACAUACGUAGCGUACUAAAACCAUUGCUGACUCAUAUGGAUCGUCAUGAACUCUGGGUACCAAAUACUUUUGCGAUACAUACUUUCCGUAUCGUUAUGAUAUCAAUACAACCGCAAUACUCAUAUACAGUCGUUGAAACUUUGAUGCAACAUUUGGAUAAUAAUUUUAAAUCAUCACCAAAAACUCGUACUUCCCUGGCUGUAGUACUAUCCAAAAUUAUAGCCAUUGCUGCUGGUGAGAGUGUAGGACCAUCUGCACUUGAUAUUAUAAACAAUUUAUUGACCCACCUGCGCACGAGUGUGAGCACUACCACCGAAAUCACAGCGGAGGAGUCCCAAUAUCAGGAAGCACUGAUAAAUGCGUUAGGUGAAUUCGCCAAUCAUCAUCCCGACUAUCAGAAAAUCGAAAUAAUGUUGUUUAUUAUGAAUACUGUGCCUGAUUUAUCAAAGAAAAGUAAAGGUGAUCAAAUGUUACAGAACAUUUUGUUGAAAUCUCUACUGAAAGUUGGCACGCAAUAUAGCACAGUUUCGUUUGAAAAAGCAUUCCCUGCAUCAUUCUUACAACCGCUGCUGAAAAUGGCACGAGCACCACAUGAUCCUACACGUAUUAUUGUUAUGCAUAUCUUCCAGGCGUUACUUGACAGACACCAAAAUGAGAAAGUAUUAAGUGUUGUCAGUGUUAAAUCAUAUGCAGCUCUGUCACAAGAACCACCCUCGCGGUCAGACAUUAUUUUUACCCAUAAAUAUGGUGCAAACAUAAUGCAAGCAUUGAUUGAUAGUAUGGCUCUAUCGAAUCGAAUAGAAGCCUUAACUUCCAGUUAUAAUACCGCAGCUCUACUGAUUGUUGAAAUGGCCUGCAGUGAGACCGUGCAAGAAUUUUUGCUCUUUAUUUUAGGUAUUCAACAAAUAUCCACUACGUCGGAAGAUAUAGAUUCAAUACACAAAUGUAACUUACAUUGUACGGCAAUUGCGUUGCUCACACUUACUGCGCGUGUAACUGGUAUCACAAAUUUAUUGGAAUAUGCACAGAAAAUUAUUGACGCUCGCAAAGAAGAGGCACCUUACCUGCUUCCCCCACUACUGGACCCCAAAAAGGCAAAUACAAAAAUGAAUUUAGCUUUACCACAUUUGUCUAUCGAUAAAUUGGCUCUGUCAGAGGCUCUGCAAAAUGCUGGAAUGGAUUUCAAUCGCUUGCAGACUGGCGCACCGUAUGCUCUCAACCAAACCGAUAAUCCCGCCCAUAGACAUUCUUGGGUGGAGUCCGUUAGCAACCAAAUGCCUCAGCGCAAUAGUUCCGCCGACUUAACAGCCUACAAUGCAGAUGCGGACAGUAUAACUAGUUCUCCGGGUGUCUAUAAAAAAGCACUAGCACCAGAAUAUAAUUUCGAUGCGAUGAAACGUGCAUUAGCAGAACCAUCUGAAGCGACUAAACGAGAGGAACGCGAAAAACAAAAGCAAAUAGUCCGUGCAUUUCGUGAAAGCAAUUUUGAGGAUUUAGUAAGACGCACAGAACCUAAGCACGACGUCAUACAAAAUCGCCUAAAUGAUCUUUUCAAUUCACUAACCAUCGAGCGGCAAAUAAACCAAAACGACAUUAAAACCCAAAUUCAAGCAGCCUCUGAAAAACCAAUUUACGAGACAAAUUUCCCGGAAUUGUUUUACUAUUAAAGACCGAAGUUUAAAGAAUUAUGAAUGAUUUUCAUAUAAAGUAUAUAGCAGCAUAGUCUUAGGUUAUCAAAGGAUUAAUGCAUAACUUAAUUAUUUAAAAUUUUUAACCCAGGAUAUUGGCUUAAUUUACAUAUAUAUUGCUUUUAUCUUA